AUGCAAAAAAUAUAUAAAGCGCGCCAAUUUCCCACCACCACUGGCCCCCAUUAUUUUUCACACACACCACCAAAUAUGCCAAAGCUUGUUUUAGUCAGACACGGACAAUCCGAAUGGAACGAGAAGAACUUGUUCACCGGUUGGGUGGAUGUCAGAUUGUCGGAGGUUGGCCAAAAGGAGGCCAAGAGAGCCGGUGAAUUGAUCAAGGAGGCCGGCAUCAACGUCGACAUCUUGCACACCUCCAAGUUGUCGCGUGCCAUCCAGACCGCCAACUUGGCCUUGGACGCUGCCGACCAAUUGUAUGUUCCUGUCAAGAGAUCCUGGAGAUUGAACGAGAGACACUACGGUGCUUUGCAAGGUAAGGACAAGGCCCAGACCUUGGAGCAGUACGGUGCUGAGAAGUUCCAGAUCUGGAGAAGAUCUUUUGAUGUUCCACCUCCAGUGAUCGAGGAGGACUCUGCCUACACCCAGGUCGGCGACAUCCGUUACAAGGACAUCGACCCAGCUGUUGUGCCAAAGACCGAGUCCUUGAAGUUGGUCAUCGACAGAAUGUUGCCAUACUUCCACGACGAUAUUGCCGGCGACUUGUUGGCUGGCAAGACUGUUCUUGUUGCUGCCCACGGUAACUCUUUGAGAGCCUUGGUCAAGUACUUGGACAACAUUUCCGACGAAGACAUUGCUGGUUUGAACAUUCCUACCGGUAUUCCUUUGGUUUACGAGUUGGACGCCAACUUGAGACCAACCAAGGAGGCCUACUACUUGGACCCAGAGGCUGCUGCUGCCGGUGCUGCUGCUGUUGCCGCUCAAGGUUCUAAGAAAUAG
This is a messenger RNA of Australozyma saopauloensis, 822 nucleotides long. RefSeq names its product phosphoglycerate mutase (gene GPM1). The record is from RefSeq and is a predicted model, not a curated record. Bases 1 to 822 code for a protein of 273 amino acids. The transcript has a single exon. Gene Ontology annotation, biological process: glycolytic process. Gene Ontology annotation, molecular function: intramolecular phosphotransferase activity. NCBI's taxonomy places the organism in Eukaryota, Fungi, Ascomycota, Pichiomycetes, Serinales, Metschnikowiaceae.